AUGGAUACUGCGAAUUCACAAUCAUCCAAAAAUAGUGACAAUCCAAACAUCACCUUACUUGCAAGGCAUUCGUCGUACUCUGCCACUGCCGCACUAAGCGCACCAGAAGCAACCGCUUCGGACACACAUUCUGACGCGACCUUUGGGCAAGCCGUCCUUCUCGCUACUGCCCAAUUACGAGCAUGUGACAUCAACGGAAAGCAGCAUGUUUUGCGCGUUCUUUUUGAUUCAGGCUCACACUCUUCAUUUAUAACUGAAGCAUGUGUUCAAAGAUUACAAUUAGCUAAAAGGCGAAGUGAAGUCAUUGUGUCCGGAAUCGGAUGCUCAAAGGGUAAGGUAAAGGGCGAAACAUCAUUGUUGUUGACGCCAAUGGAGGGCACCGAAACAUUCCCUCUAUCUGCUUUCGUGUUGACAAAGCUUACAGAAUCUUUGCCCGCGACGAAAAUACACUCUUCCAAAUGGCCGCACAUUGAAGGCUUAAAAUUAGCUGAUCCGCAGUAUUACCUGCCAGCUCGCAUCGACUUAAUUAUAGGGUCUGAUGAAAUGUAUUCGCUAUUGGAAACAGAGGUUAUAAAGGGCCCGCCUAAUACUCCGAUCGCGCAGAAGACAGUUUUUGGCUGGGUGCUGUUCGGCAAGCUAACUACCUUAGAUAAAUCGAACAAUACAUCUCCUUGCAUAUAUUCAGAUCGCGACUUAACAAAGGCAGUGAUAAAGGCGUGGACACUUGAUGAAUUACCGGAGACUCGUUACUUUACGACAGAAGAGACAAGAUGUGAAAAUCUAUUCGAAACAACUCACCGACGAAACACGCAAGGGCGCUUUAUCGUGCAUUUGCCAUUUAGGGAAAAUAUUAAAUUAGGUGACUCACGGGCUAUAGCGAUACAAUGCUGGUUAAGAAUGGAAAGAAGGCUUGAGCUAAAUAACGAGCAUCGAGAACAAUAUCAUGCAUUCUUGCAAGAUAUGUUGGAUCAGGGUCAUAUGGAGCCGGCAAGUAACGUGCCUUCAUCAAAUUACUAUAUGCCACGCUUCGCAAAAAACUACAAACGGCCUGUCGCUUAA
Rhagoletis pomonella (apple maggot) is the source of this 1059-nucleotide messenger RNA. RefSeq lists its product as uncharacterized. Bases 1 to 1059 code for a protein of 352 amino acids. The record is from RefSeq and is a predicted model, not a curated record. NCBI's taxonomy places the organism in Eukaryota, Metazoa, Arthropoda, Insecta, Diptera, Tephritidae. The transcript has a single exon.